GUUAGUAUGUAUUCUUUCUUUUGUUUUAUUUUUUUGGUGAGAUAAAUUAGAUUUUUUUCUUUUCUUCAGGUGUUGCAGGAGUUGGCAGUAUGACCGCUGAUAUGAAGGAGCGAAAGUGUGAAAGUCUUUUCUCCUUCAAACGGAGCAACAACCGUUAUUCAUUACAUCUAGAAAAAAACUCAAAAAAGGAUGAUGUUCAGCUCAAAAGAGCAUCCUGGUCAUCUUUUCCUCUCCUUAAAUUUGCUUCAUUUGACGACAAAGGUUCCCGAGAGUUGCCAAAUGUUAAAAGUCAAAGCAGUGAAGACAUUAAGCGCCGGGAGAAUAUUGGCACACCUAAAAUCGGAUGUAGCUUCCUCAGAGGAUCGAAUGCAAGCAUAAGAAGUGUAAUUUCCAGUUCUUCGUCUUCUUCAUCCUCCACAUCAAGCCCAAGCAUGAGUUCAGGCUCGAGUGGGAAGAGUUCUAUCACCAGUAUUUUGGAAGGAUCGGUUUCUGAUAGCCACUACGAUUCGUGCAGCACUGUAGAGGAUGUCCCUUAUCUCGGUGUCCAACAACAGCAGCUCCUCCACAGAGAUAGUCUCUCAAGAAGCACUAGCGAUGUUAUCCCAUUUGUCAGACACAGUCACAGGAGGAGAGAGGAGAGAGGAGCAUCAUCUGUGCCAUCAUUAUUUCAAGAAGAUGAAGUAUCCGUUACUUCUCCUAAAAUAAUAUAUGCCCAUAAAAAGACACCAGAUGUUAAAAGGAAACUUAGAAAACAGCUUGUACAAGAACUUGAAUUUGUAAAAAGGAACGGAUCUUUGCCUGAGAAUUUAGAAGUGAUCCAGUCAAAAUUAUGUAACGAAAAGGAGAACGUUAUCCCAAGGAGCAGUUCUCAGAAACAUGUAACGAAACCAAAAUCAAGCUUUAGAUUUAUGCAAAGCUAUAAGUUCCUGAAUAAAUUAGAGAAUAAAGGUAACAAGAAAUCAAGGAUGGAAAAAGAAAAACGAAUAGAAAUGACUGACACAGCCCCAUAUCAGGGGGAGCCGGACGUGAGGGAGAACCCCAGAGAUAACCUUAAGGCCGCGCUCUUCGAAAAUCUCACGUCCUCUCACAGCAGUCUCCUUGAUGCGUGUGAGGAUCCCAGCACUGAAACUGUUCCUUACUCUGUCAGCGCAUUUCUCGCCAGUGAUCUGGUUGGCUUUGAAGAGGGUGAUAUUAAUUUUGGGGUUAUAAAUGAGAUUAUAGAAGAGGAAGAUGAUAGUGAAUGUGAUUUGAGUGGAUUUAUGACAUAUGCAGAAGAAAGCUAUCGAUUUGAACGCCGGCUCGAAGACAAAUUAGAAAUGCUUGAUUAUAGGGAGGAAUCCAACGACAAGAAAAAUUGCGAAGGAGAAAUAAGUGAGGGAAAUAUCAUAGGGAUUGGAAAUAGACAAAAUCUUGUAAAGAGAACAGAAAUGAAGCUCAAUCUUGUUAAGCCUCACAACAAGCCCUUGAAUCAGGU
Molecule: messenger RNA, 1474 nt
Organism: Penaeus monodon (black tiger shrimp)
Lineage: Eukaryota; Metazoa; Arthropoda; Malacostraca; Decapoda; Penaeidae
Source: RefSeq, a predicted model, not a curated record